This is a messenger RNA of Truncatella angustata, 887 nucleotides long. RefSeq lists its product as uncharacterized. The coding region runs from base 353 to 709 and encodes 118 amino acids. NCBI's taxonomy places the organism in Eukaryota, Fungi, Ascomycota, Sordariomycetes, Amphisphaeriales, Sporocadaceae. The transcript has 2 exons. The record is from RefSeq and is a predicted model, not a curated record.
AUACUACUAUCAGCAGAGCCGAAGUUCCGGUUCCAGGAGUUCUUCGCUGACCCCAACAUGCCGGGUAUAGCUUUCUCAUCAAAUCGAUUUCUGAACUGCCCCCACAGCGCCUAUACAUCCGAGAUCCGGCACUCCCCAUUACACCCGAAAUAGAAGGCCACCGCGUACUAAGUAUAGGCCUUGAAGUGUGCAGGCGGCAGCAGCGCUAGUAACAAGCAAUGGCCCAAGCGAAGUCGGGACUCUUAAGCGACUGCCAAUCGUCGCCGCACCAAAGUUUUGGACAGGAAACCCAAUACAUCGACGUGGACAACACAAAGUUUUGGUCGCUACCAUCCCCGCCAUAAUUGUCAUCAUGUCUGACGACAGUUUCGAGCUCUACGACUUGCGUGUGGAGGUGGUGUGUCCGGAGAAUCAUCCCGAGGGCGAGAAGAUGAUAUGUGGUGCCAAGAAAGGCGACCAUUUCACUCUGGAGGGCGAAAUGAUGUAUUUGCCGCCGAAUCAAGGGAUAAGCAUAUACAGUCUAUCUGCGGUUCUGCCAUUACUGGCUGCUAAGCAGCGAAUGACACACGCGCAUGACUGGAUGAGCACAGAUGCAAUGAUUGCCUGUCCAGAUCCCAAUUGCAAGUCUCAGCUCAAGAUCAUACGGACAGGGAUCAGAAAAUUUAGCCAUGCCGAGACGACGGUGGUGGGUCUGGAGGGAAACUCUUAAGCUUAGCUAUUACAAUUGAGCAAACAGGUUAAUCAACUUAGACAGAGGUCCCGUCCGACUAUUAGGACUAUGUCGAUAAGAAGAGCAUAUAUAUGGUAUGUAACAAAAAGCUGAAAUACUAUAGUAAAUACCGACAACUCAUACUGAGUGGUCAUGUUAUAUCAGAUAUUCUGAUGAG